Molecule: messenger RNA, 2538 nt
Organism: Frankliniella occidentalis (western flower thrips)
Lineage: Eukaryota; Metazoa; Arthropoda; Insecta; Thysanoptera; Thripidae
Product: zinc finger protein 557-like
Exons: 5
Coding region: 162-746 (194 amino acids)
Source: RefSeq, a predicted model, not a curated record
AAAAUGAGACUAUUUUUAUCAUUUGAUCCGAAAUCAAGAAUUAAAUUUCCAAUAGAAGAAAUAAACUGAAUAAUUAUAUUAUUUUCUCUCAUGGAAAAGUGCCGGGCGUCUUACCUCCACAAACCUGCCUGCUGCUUCUUCUUCUAUUGAAAAUUACUGAAAUGGGAUCUUUUUUACCAUUUCUUUAUCACUUAAAAGAGAUAUGCCAACUUCACUCUGCAACUAAAACUGUUCCCAACGUUCCAGUACAUGACACUUGCUUGAACCCAACAGGUGUUGUCACUGGAUGUUCAGUUUUGAAAGACAAUAUUGAAAUACCAAUUAAAUGUUGUGGUAGAGUGUUUAUGAAGAGGCAAAAUUAUAGUAAACAUAUUAAAUCUUUGGAUCACCAGGGUCUUGUUGCUUGUAUGAACUGCCAUGUGAUUCUUAAGAAAGAGGACUUAAUCAAACACAAGACUGAAGUACACCAGAUGAAUGGAGAGAAAUGGGCAUGCAAGGAUUGUAAUAACAAAAGGUACAAGUCCCAAUGGUCCCUUAUGAAACACAUCAAAACCUUCCAUAAAAAAACUGUAUACCAAUGUAGGAUCUGCAAUUCAAUCUUCUAUGGUAGCAAAAGUUAUGAAACGCAUAUUGAAACUCAUAGAAGUAAUACAGAAGUUUCAACAGAGUCUGCUAUUGCAUUGCCAAAAGAUUUAUUUAAAUGCUGUGGCAUGGUUUUAACCAAGGCUAGCCACAAAGAACUUUAAAUUCUUUGACUCAUAGGGGUCUAGUUACUUGCAGACUUUGCUCCAAAAUUUUUAAGAAAGAAGACCUUCCGAACCAUAGGGUGGAGGUGCACCAAGACUUUGAAGGCAAGUCCAAAUGUGAGGUGAGGCAGAGUGCCCAAAUGGAGGUCAAGUGAACAAAUUGAAUGCCAUGAGGAAAAUACAUUUAAUUGUAGAAUCUGUGCUGGAACCUUCUUCAGUGGUGAAAGUUACAAAAGUCACUGGGAAACACACAGGAUUGAUAUAGAAGUAUCAACAGAAUUUACUGAACUGCCAGAAGGAUUGUUUAAAUGCUGUGGAAAAGUACUGUCUAAGUCUGGUUAUUCUAAACACUUAAAGGGGUUGGCCCACAAGGGUUUAGUAGCUUGCACUGUUUGCCGCAAAGUUCUGAGGAAAGAAGAUCUUCUCAAGCACAAAGCUGAAAUACACAAGCAGAUAAGAGGAAAAUUGUAUUGUAAGGCUUGUGAUGCAUUUUUUAAUUUGAACCGAGAUUUAACUUCUCAUUUAAAGUCUUUUCAUGCCCAGCAGCAAAACUUAUAUGAAUGUAGCAUUUGUUCAGCAUCAUUUAUAAGAAAAGAUUUGUAUAAAAGACACACCCAAUCACAUGAACCGCAUUCCAAAAAUUUGUGUUGCACAUCAUGUGAUUAUAGGACCUACAGAAAAGAUCAUCUUAGACAGCAUUUCAUUGUCAAACAUUUAAAUGGCACUGCUUGUUACCACUGUUCCAAGAUUUUUAAAAAUACUGAUGAUCUCCAGGAACACUUUUCAACUCAUACAUGUUUGUGUCAAGUUUGUGGAAAAUCUUUUGUUUCAAAAAGUAAAAGGGAGCAGCAUUACAAAAGAGUGCAUCUUAGAGAUGAAGGGAAAAAUAAGGAGUGAAACUGAUUGAGUACUAUACAAAAAUUAAUUCUGACUAGAUUUGACCACUGACGCAAGAAAAGCCAGAAGCAAACAUCAGUUUGCUUUUUGAGAUCAGUUGAUUUUAAUGACUCAUCAUAACUCAUUAGCAAAUAAAGACGUGAAAUAUUUUACUGCUUUCAGGUCAAUGUUGAAUUUUCCUGAAAAUUAUAUGUGGUCUUCCUCAUAGGUACUUUAAUACUUUUUACCAAAAUUCCCAGGAGUUGAAGUUAGGGGAUAGUUGAGUAAAGUAAUUAAAUGCCCUGGGCAAGCCUUUCAAACUUUGACUUGGUUUAACACAAUAAGACAAUGAAUCAUCAUAGAGUCUAGCAGUGUGUCAAAUUAGCCUUUUAUGUCCAAACAGGUAAUUAAGCUUUUGAAUUUCAUAUUACAUUGCUUUUAUUUGUAAAAAAGCAUUCUGCCUUAAUAGAAAAUCCUUAAGACAUCAUGUAAAAUAAUUUCAUUAAGAAAGCCUACUUAAGUCACCGAUGCAUAUUUGUGUCAAAUAUCUGGUAAGGAAAGUAGUUUUUCCCAGCAAGUGCUAGCAGGUGCUUAGUGGUAAAAGCAAAGAAAUAAACAGUGUAGCUUGUUUGUAAAAAUGUGCUUGAGUUUAAGGCUGUGUUGAAACGCAAUCCAUUUGGGCGAGCAUCUCAACGGUUCUUCUUUUUGUUCACUAGAUUUUAUUCCUACUCUUUAGUUUGUAAGGGUGUUGCAGAUGUCAAAACUUUGAAUAUUUUUUCCAUCAUUAUUUGAUACCAGUUUUAAACAGUGGUAUGAUUGUGUCACUUGUAAUUAUAUCAAAACCAGUGACCAUAAUACAAAUUUUCUUCUCUAAUUUCUUUUUCUAAUAAUUUAAUUGGCUGAGCCGCCAAGCAAU